Molecule: messenger RNA, 585 nt
Organism: Pochonia chlamydosporia 170
Lineage: Eukaryota; Fungi; Ascomycota; Sordariomycetes; Hypocreales; Clavicipitaceae
Exons: 2
Coding region: 1-585 (194 amino acids)
Source: RefSeq, a predicted model, not a curated record
AUGGCUGGCGCCUCUCACGACUCCGGUUAUUACUUUGCACAACAGUACAACUUCCAAAAUGUCAAGGACGUAGGCUACUGUGGUAUCCAAAACCGGCCCAAUUCGGGAGGCAAUAGUGUCGUACACGCCGUUUUCUCGUCAUUUCAGGCCGGAACCACUACGACCGAUCCCAAUUGUCAUGACGGGGCUGACGGUGGCUCUGGUGUGAGCUGUGCCGUGGAGAUUAACGGCAACUACGAUGCCACCUACAAUUUGGUUAUUGAGAAUACUUCUGGUACCACUUGGACCGGAACAGUUGUCAACAAAGCUACUGGAGCCAGCACCCGCGUUGGAACAUAUACUUUGCCUUCUGGGGCCGGAGGUAUUCAGUCUAGCCAAGGCGGUUUCGUGGAAUACUACCCAUGGAACUCAGGCAGCCACCAAUGCUCGGAGCUGCCCAAAACUGAAGUCACCAUGUACAACCCGACAUCAAAGACGUCUGGUGCUGGAAGUGGUGUUAUCGGAAAGCCAUAUGAGUAUGGAGACUGUGUUGGAAAGGUCGCCUUUUCCACUGCCCAGAUUUCUGGUGGCUACAAAAUUGAUUGA